Molecule: messenger RNA, 2132 nt
Organism: Aphanomyces invadans
Lineage: Eukaryota; Oomycota; Saprolegniomycetes; Saprolegniales; Verrucalvaceae
Exons: 7
Coding region: 90-2054 (654 amino acids)
Molecular function (GO): RNA binding
Source: RefSeq, a predicted model, not a curated record
GGCGGUUUGCAUACACCUGGUGGACGCGACGGUAGCGACAUGCGCGGCGGCGCCGAGAUGACACGUUGCAUGUGUAGGAAGCACAGAACAUGAGUGAUCUCGCACACACCGCUCCUUCUUCUGACGAGUUGUCGUUGCGACAACAACAGCCGCAUGAGACCGAGAGGUUGCCAGAGGAAGGGACUCGAAAGGACGUUGAUGGACAAGACGAGGGACGCCUAGAUGCCGACACCGACCCAGCAGCACCUCUAGACUGUCCUAAUUCAGAUCUCGUGGACGAAACAGACACGACAAGUGUUGGUGUGGCGGCGACACCCAAAAGUCCAGAAUCGUGUUCGAUCGCACGGGAACAUCCACCAUCAACCGUCGACGACGAUCGGGAAGAAGGGGAGAUUGAGGAAGACGUUCCUUACGUGAAGCCCACCGAAAACUGUACGCACUCUAUUGCAUCGAAUGAUGGUGGCGACGACGCGGCGGAGGACGACGACUGUGUCGCGUCGGGCACGGACGAAGCGACUCCGGUCGCUCCUGUCCACACGACGCCAUUGCAGGAGUAUGAGCAAGGGUACUACGGCAUAUCGUUCGAAAGCACGUCGACGCAGUUGGCCAAGGUCGUCAUCCGCGAUCCGUCCAAGUCCAUCCAGCAGAGCGACGACAUUCGCAGUCACUUUGAAGCGAUUGGUGGCGUCGAAAGCCUGACGUGGUCGCCUGACUCUGGCUCUGGCGACGUUACGCUCUCCGAUCUGACGGCACUCAAUGCUGUGUUUGCCUUACCAGAACACUCGAUUGGCGGCACUACGCUGCUUGUGUCGCCCAUGCCGCCGCCGGUGGACCCGACACUUGUCGCACAGUGGCGGCGGUCGUACAACGGCACGGGGGUCCACUUGAGCAACAUCGUUCACGAUAUGACGGAGGACAUGAUCAAGGCCGAGAUGAGCUGCUUUGGCGUCAUAACGAGCGUUCGGCGAAACGUCAAGCCCAUGGAAGAAGCGCCUUUUGGAUACGGAUUCGUAACGUAUGCGUCGUCCGGGCAAGCGGCGCAUGCACUUGCCGCGGGCUCGCACGUGAUCCAUGGCACUACAGUCAAGAUCAACCCGAUGAAGAAGGACUUUCAGCGUUCCCAAGGUGCCGCGCGCGGCGGUCGAUUUGGAGGACGUGGUCGCGGCGACGGACGAGGUCGAGGUGAAGGAAGAGGUCGAGGCGGUUCGGAAGGACAUGUGCGUGGAGGCUUUGAAGGACGUGGCGGAGGCCGUGGCGGUGGUCGGUCCGGCGGCGGACGCGGUCGGGGAGACAGCGUUCGUGAUGGCAGCCGAGGACGUGGUCGCGGUGCAAGCGGGCGAGGUCGUGGCGGCGGUCGAGGAGACUACGGCCGCGGCCCUCGGUACCCACCGCAGGGUCCACCACUGUACAACGGUCCCGCUUACAAUGCACCACCACCGCCUGCAUACAACGCCCCAUCGUACCCGCCGCCACAUCAUCACGAGCAGCCGCAUCCGCCACAUGGAGGGUACCAUCCGCCGAGCUACUCCCAGCCUCCCCCCAGCUUCAACGGACCAUCCUAUCCGCCACCACCGCAGCCUUCCCCUGACCACGCGCCACGAAACCACCAUGCGUAUGGACAACCGUUUGGACCACCACAAGGUAGCUACCCAGCCCACGGAGCGUAUCCGCCGCCGCCGUAUGGACCGCCAUCCUAUCAACGCCCCCCACCUCCUGCUUACGACUCCCCUCCCUCGCGCCAUUACCAGCCUGAGUCGCAUCCGCCGUCGUACGGCCGACAUCAUGAUUACCCCACGCAGCCGCCGUAUGCCCCACCGCCGCCGUCCUUUUACAAUGCUGGACCGUACAAUGGCAACCAUGGCUACAGUCAGUCGUCCCCGCGGUCGUAUGGAGCGGGCCAGGCGCCGUCGUCCGAGUAUGGACAAGGGAGGGGGUAUGCCCGGUACCCAGACCACCCGCCGCCACGGCACGACCCACCAUCGUAUGGUCCAGUGCGGUCUCAAGGGCCAGCGUAUCGGUCGGGGCCGUAUGACCCUCCGCCAUCGUAUCGUUAGAGACUAGAAAACAAGGCGAGUGUGGAUGCUUGAAUGGUGUGUACAAUGUCCUUGGGGCAUCUCGAAUCGAGCGAGGAC